This is a messenger RNA of Oncorhynchus kisutch (coho salmon), 5492 nucleotides long. RefSeq names its product calcium channel, voltage-dependent, T type, alpha 1H subunit b (gene cacna1hb). The coding region runs from base 24 to 5477 and encodes 1817 amino acids. Gene Ontology annotation, biological process: membrane depolarization during action potential; positive regulation of calcium ion-dependent exocytosis; calcium ion transmembrane transport. The transcript is spliced from 34 exons. NCBI's taxonomy places the organism in Eukaryota, Metazoa, Chordata, Actinopteri, Salmoniformes, Salmonidae. The record is from RefSeq and is a predicted model, not a curated record. Gene Ontology annotation, molecular function: low voltage-gated calcium channel activity; voltage-gated sodium channel activity. Gene Ontology annotation, cellular component: voltage-gated sodium channel complex; voltage-gated calcium channel complex; neuron projection.
CCACGUGGUUUGAGCGUGUCUCCAUGCUGGCUAUUCUUCUGAACUGUGUGACGUUGGGAAUGUUCCAGCCCUGUGACGACGUUCACUGUCUCAACAACCGUUGCUCUUUCCUACAGGCUCUGGAUGACGGUAUCUUUGUGUUCUUUGCGGUGGAGAUGCUGGUGAAGAUGGUGGCUCUGGGUGUUCUAGGUCAGAAGGGUUACCUUGGCGACACCUGGAACAGACUGGACUUCUUCAUCGUUAUCAUCGGGAUGUUGGAGUAUUCUCUAGACGGACACAACGUCAGCCUAUCAGCCAUCAGGACUGUCAGGGUGCUCCGCCCACUACGAGCCAUCAACAGAGUACCCAGUAUGCGUAUCCUGGUGACUCUGCUCCUAGACACUCUCCCCAUGCUGGGGAACGUUCUGGCACUCUGUUUCUUCGUCUUCUUCAUAUUCGGCAUCGUUGGCGUGCAGCUGUGGGCGGGGCUACUGAGGAACAGGUGCUUCAUGGGAGAAGACUUCAAAACGAUAUACAACGUCUCCUUCCUGACUGUGUACUAUCGUCCCGAGGAGACGGAGGACAUCCCUUUUAUCUGCUCAACCAAUCGGGAGAACGGAAUGCUGCGGUGUUCCGACGUUCCGCGCCGCCGAGUGGACGGGUCCUGGUGCAUGCUGGGGGCAGAAGGGGUAGGGGAGGGGCCUGUGGCAGAUGGACCAAUAGGAGGCGGGUGUGUGAACUGGUACCAGUAUUAUAAUGUCUGUCGGGCUGGGGAGCGAAACCCUCAUAAAGGAGCCAUCAACUUUGACAACAUCGGAUACGCCUGGAUUGCUAUCUUUCAGGUGAUAACUCUGGAAGGCUGGGUGGACAUCAUGUACUAUGUAAUGGAUGCUCACUCCUUCUACAACUUCAUCUACUUUAUAUUCCUCAUCAUCGUGGGCUCGUUCUUCAUGCUGAACCUGUGCCUGGUCGUCAUAGCGACCCAGUUCUCAGAGACAAAGCAGCGCGAGAACGCCCUGAUGAGGUCGGAGCAGCGUGCCCGUUACCUCAGCAAUGCCUCCACUCUGGCUUCCUAUCAGGAGCCGGGGUCCUGCUACGAGGAAAUACUGCGCUACAUCGGACACCUGUACCGCAAACUGACCCGCAGAGUCGCCCGGGCCGUCACACACUGCUCUACACACACACCUCGCUGUACUUGUUGGACACGCACACACCAACACACACCCAAAGGAGAGGUGAACGGACUGGCCAAUCGGCACUCGGGACACACCCAUGGCGUCUUCCACCUUCGUCCUCCUCCUCUUCCUCGUCCGUCUAACUGUGUGGGGGUGGAGAUGAGUAACGGGGGAGUAGGGAGGAAGGGCAGGGAGUUAAACUACCCCUCUAUCUACCCUCACGACCUCUACGACCUGACCCCCGACCCCAGCUACAUGACCUCCAGGGGGAGGGGCCACACCGUCACACUGGUGUUAGAGCACGAUAAGAAGGCAGAGCACAGGGAGUCGUUGCCGUGCCCCUACUGCGUCCACGACGACCAGCUUUGUGACAACGACCAUGCCGAUUUUGAACCUAGCAACCAGGGCCAUGGCAACCUGAGCCCUCGCCGCGUUAACAGCCUUCGGCGUGUAGAUGGACAGGCCUUGAGGCCAAUCAGAGACCUAGUUGGGUGGUGGGCGGAGCUACAGGCCAGGUUGGAGCAUGUGGUGAGCAGUAGAUACUUCAACAGAGGGAUCAUGAUCUCCAUCCUCAUCAACACUCUCAGUAUGGGGAUAGAGUUCCACCAACAGCCCCAGGAGCUGACUGACAUCCUAGAGAUCAGUAAUCUAGUGUUCACCAGUCUCUUCAGUCUGGAGAUGCUGCUGAAGCUGCUGGCCUUCGGACUCUUCGGCUAUAUAAAGAACCCGUACAACGGCUUUGACAGCGUCAUCGUCAUCAUCAGUGUAUGGGAGAUCAUUGGGCAGGCGGACGGCGGUCUGUCAGUCCUGCGUACGUUCCGUCUGCUGCGGGUCCUAAAGCUGGUCAGGUUCCUGCCCGCCCUGCGCAGACAGCUGGUGGUUCUGAUGAAGACUAUGGACAACGUAGCCACCUUCUGCAUGCUGCUCAUGCUCUUCAUCUUCAUAUUCAGUAUCCUAGGCAUGCAUCUGUUUGGCUGUAAGUUUGGUCUGAAGCUGGACAGUGGAGACACGCUACCUGACAGGAAGAACUUUGACUCGCUCCUCUGGGCUAUCGUUACUGUGUUCCAGAUUCUGACUCAGGAGGACUGGAAUCUGGUCCUGUAUAACGGUAUGGCCUCCACCUCUCCUCUCGCUGCUCUCUACUUUGUGGCUCUGAUGACCUUUGGGAACUACGUCCUCUUCAACCUGCUGGUGGCCAUCUUGGUGGAGGGCUUUCAGGCGGAGGGUGAUGCUAACAGGUCAGAGUCCGACGAUGAGAAACUGUCGACCUUAGAAGAGGAGGAGAAGAUGAAGGAGCUGUAUUCAGCAGAGUUGAAGCUCCAGGCGAUGAUGUUGACUCCUAAUGGCCUUCUGAAUCCCCGAGCCUCCAUGCCCCUCCCACCCACACAGUCACCGUGGCAACAACCGCCGCCACCAUCCCCACGGCAACGCCCGCCACUCAUCCUGCACACAUUGGCCACGCCCACAACUUGCGACAGCCAAUCACGACGGGGCAGCGCCGUCUCUACGGAUACAAGCAACACCCUGGACCCCAGGUCGCCGUCUCCAUGGGACAGCCGACGCGCCAGCUGGUCUUCUAUUGGCCGAGGUCCCAGCCUACAGCAGCGGAGGAGUCAAUCAAGUGAGAGGGAUUCUCUGCUGUCAGAUGGGGCGGGGUCAGAAUGGUCCAAUCCCAGCUGGGGGUGGAGCAGGGAGGAGUCUUUCGACCUCCUGGACCAAUCAGAGUAUCUGACCGUGCCGAUGCUCCGCCCACCUGACUGUAACGGGAAGACCUUUCACCUCCCUGACGCCGGGACCCUACGUUACUAUAGCGACCACGAGGAGGAGGAGGAGGACGCUGAGGAGAGUGUGUGUUUGCGGGUGAAGCUGGUCCUGGAGCCCUAUAAACCCCAGUGGUGUAGAGAUCAUGAGGACUGGGCUCUCUACCUGUUCUCCCCAUGUAACAGGUUUCGUCAGUGGUGUCAGAGAGUGAUAACUCACAAGAUGUUUGAUCACAUAAUCCUCCUUUUCAUCUUCCUCAACUGCAUCACCAUCGCUCUGGAGAGACCAGACAUACAGACACACAGUACAGAGAGAGUGUUCCUCAGUGUGUCCAACCAUAUCUUCACUGUGAUCUUCAUAGCAGAGAUGACCGUUAAGGUGGUAGCCCAGGGUCUGUACUCAGGUGAAGCAGUCUAUCUGAAGAGCAGCUGGAAUGUUCUGGAUGGACUGUUGGUGUUUGUAUCUCUGCUGGACAUUCUGGUUUCCAUAGCAUCCGCCGGCGGUAACCGUAUCCUAGGAAUCCUCAGAGUGCUGCGACUCCUGCGUACCCUUCGACCCCUCAGGGUGAUCAGUCGAGCCCCAGGUCUGAAGCUGGUAGUAGAGACUCUGAUCACGUCUCUGAGACCCAUCGGAAACAUCGUCCUCAUCUGCUGCGGCUUCUUCAUCGUUUUUGGAAUACUGGGAGUACAGCUUUUCAAGGGUAAGUUCUUCCACUGUGAGGGGGCGGACGUGAGGAACGUGACCAAUAGGACUGACUGUCUCCGUGCCGGCUACCGGUGGACACGACGCAAAUACAACUUCGAUAACCUGGGACAGGCGUUGAUGUCUCUGUUUGUCCUGUCCUCUAAAGACGGGUGGGUCAGCAUCAUGUAUGACGGACUGGACGCCGUUGGGGUAGACCAGCAGCCGGUGAGGAAUCACAACCCGUGGAUGCUCCUGUUCUUCAUCUCCUUCCUCCUCAUCGUCAGUUUCUUCGUCCUCAACAUGUUCGUGGGCGUCGUCGUGGAGAACUUCCACAAGUGUCGUCAGGACCAGGAGGAAGAGGAGGCCAAGGCCCGGGAGGAGAAGAGAGCCAAGAGAGCAGAGAAGAGGAGGCGGAAGGCCCAGGAGAGGCCCUACUAUGCAGACUACUCCCCGGUGCGUCUCACCAUCCACACGUUGUGCACCAGCCACUACCUGGACCUCUUCAUCACCAUCAUCAUCGCUACCAACGUCCUCACCAUGAGCAUGGAGCACUACAACCAGCCGCAGUAUCUGGAGGAGGGGUUGAAGUAUUGUAACUACGUCUUCACUCUCGUGUUCGUUAUCGAGACGGUCCUCAAACUCAUCGCCUUCGGGCUGAGACGCUUCUUCAAGGAGAGGUGGAACCAGCUGGACCUGGCCAUAGUGUUGUUGUCCGUCAUGGGCAUCACUCUGGAGGAGAUUGACCUCAACGCAUCACUGCCCAUCAACCCCACCAUCAUACGCAUAAUGAGAGUACUGAGGAUCGCUAGAGUGUUGAAGCUGUUGAAGAUGGCAACAGGGAUGAGAGCUCUACUAGACACUGUGGUUCAGGCCCUGCCUCAGGUGGGGAAUCUGGGUCUGCUCUUCAUGUUGCUGUUCUUCAUCUAUGCAGCACUGGGAGUGGAGCUGUUUGGGAAACUGGAGUGUUCCGAGGAGAACCCGUGUGAGGGUCUGAGUCGUCACGCCACGUUCCAGAACUUUGGCAUGGCGUUCCUCACCUUGUUCCGCGUUUCCACCGGUGACAACUGGAAUGGAAUUAUGAAGGACACGCUGCGGGACUGUCGUCCAGAGGACCGCUCCUGUCUGUCCUACCUUCCUCUGGUUUCUCCGGUCUACUUCGUGACCUUCGUCCUGACGGCCCAGUUCGUGCUGGUCAACGUGGUGGUGGCGGUGUUGAUGAAACACCUGGAGGAGAGCAACAAGGAGGCACAGGAGGAGGCAGAGGAGGAGGCCAAGGAGGAGGAGGCGCGUCAGGAGGAGGCCAGGCAACAGGAGGCCAGGCAAGAGGAUGCGCGACAGGAGGCCAUCUGUCCCUUUAGCAACGCCACAGUGGGCGGCGUGGAAUCAUCUGGACAGGUUGUGGAAGAAGAGCGUUGUCGUGGUAGCCUGCUGACCGCGGGCCGGCCGUCUCUGUCUCGUAUGAUGUCUCUGCCUAGCGACAGCUACAUGCUCCGCCCCCUACAGCCUCUCGGACACACCCGCUACCCUCCCAUUGGCCACGACACCUACAAGGGAUGCGGUUUCUCAGGUUCUGUCUACUCCAUGGGUUCUAGCGGAGCAGGAUCCCUACUGCAGGUCCCGGGGGCGUUACCGUCUGGAAGCCACGCAUCCCUCAGCUCCAGGGGCUCCAGCUGCAGACCCACAGUCAGGCUCAGCCCCUCCCACAGCGUAGACAGACACUCCCUCUCCAUGGCGAGACACACCCCCAGGAGGCCUGGCCACGUUGACAGCAGACGGGCCUCUUAUAUACAUAGUCCAUCCCACAGUAUGGACACACAUAGUUACAGACUCAGCCCUGCUCAGAGCAUCGACAGAGACUCCUCCCGUUACCCUCGAUAGACGGGCCUCUUAUAU